Molecule: messenger RNA, 829 nt
Organism: Dictyostelium purpureum
Lineage: Eukaryota; Evosea; Eumycetozoa; Dictyosteliales; Dictyosteliaceae
Exons: 1
Source: RefSeq, a predicted model, not a curated record
AUGUCAAAACAUGCAAAAUUAAUUCAAGGAGAAGAUAGUGAAGAAGAAGAGGAUUCAUAUGAAAUUGAUGAAAUACCACAAAAUGAAGGAUCAGAGGGGGAAUAUGAAGAGGUUGAGGAACAGAUUGAAUAUGAAGAUGGGAAUAUAUCAGAUUGUAAUAAAAAUGAUGAUCAAGAUAUAGGAGAACCAUUGGAAGAAGAGGAAUACUAUGAAGAAGAGUAUAAUGAAGAGGAAGAAGAGUAUAAUGAAGAGGAAGAAGAGUAUAAUGAAGAGGAGCUGGCAUUGGGUUUGGAUCUUUUUUAUAUAGCAGUACCAAACAAAGAUAAUAUACAACAAGAAGAAGAAAAAGAAUUAUUUAUUGAAAAUCAAAUAUCACCAGAUCUAACUAUAAACGCUGCAUCUGAUCACCAAAUAAAUAUUGAUUUAGAACAAAAUAAAAUAAAUCAAGAUCAAGAAAAAUUAGCACAAGAGCAUUUGGUACAAAAAGAAAAUGAAAGAUUAGAAAAGGAAUCUUUAGAGCGAGAAGAAGCAGAUCGUAUCGAAAAAGAAAGACAAGAAAAGGAACGAAUUGAACAGGAAAGAUUGGAGGCAGAGCUUAUAGAAAAAGAAAGAUUGGAGGCUGAACGUAUCGAAAAAGAAAGAUUAGAAAAAGAAAGACUAGAGGCCGAACGUAUCGAAAAAGAAAGAUUAGAAAAAGAAAGACUAGAGGCUGAACGUAUCGAAAAAGAAAGAUUAGAAAAAGAAGAAAAUGAACGUAUUGAAAAAGAAAGAUUGGAGGCCGAACGUAUCGAAAAAGAAAGAUUAGAAAAAGAAAGACUAGAGGCCGAAC